UCGCAUUCAUAUGCGGAAGUGUUGCUACAGUUUGUUUUUAGCAGCAGCUAACACGAAUGCUGUAUUUCUAAGGUGAUUUAGUAUUUAUUGUGAUUUUAAAAGGAUCCGAAAGGACUUGCAACGAGGGGGGAGAUGGAAGACGACGCUCCGGUUAUAUAUGGUCUUGAAUUUCAGGCUCGCGCUCUUACGGCCCAAAUAGCUGAAACGGAUGCUAUUCGCUUCCUCGUGGGCACACAGUCACUGAAGUUUGACAACCAAAUCCACAUCAUUGACUUUGAUGAUGAGAAUAACAUCAUUAAUAAGAACGUCCUCCUGCACCAAGCUGGAGAGAUAUGGCACAUUGCUGCCAGUCCUGCAGAUAAGGCUGUAAUUACCACCUGCUAUAACAAAACCAGUGACAGCAGGGUGGUGUCCUGUGCCGCAGUAUGGCGGAUGCCCUCCGACUGGGACUCGGGAAGCCACGAGUCACCUGAUGACUCUGCCCACAACGCUCAAACUCUGGAGCUGCUCUGUCAUCUAGACAACAGUGCCCACGGAAAUGCUGCCUGCGUGCUAUGGGAGCCCAUGGGGGAUGGCAAGCGUGUGAUUUCACUGGCUGAUAACCAUGCACUGCUCUGGGACCUGCAGGAAAGCUGCACACAAGCCACGGUCUCCAGCACUGCCACCCUUGAGGGUAAAGGUCAGUUGAAGUUCACCUCUGGCAAAUGGAGCCCGCACCACAACUGCAGCCAGCUCGCCACGGCAAACGACACCAGCAUUCGAGGCUGGGAUUUGCGCACUAUGAGCCAGAUCUACUGUAUAGAGAACGCCCACGGCCAGCUGGUGCGUGACCUGGACUUCAAUCCCAACCGGCAAUACUACCUGGCCAGCUGCGGGGACGACUGCAAGGUCAAGUUCUGGGACGUCCGUAACGUCCAGGAGCCCGUAAAGACCUUGGAGGAGCACUCACACUGGGUGUGGAGCGUCCGCUACAACCACAGCCACGACCAGCUGGUGUUGACAGCCAGCAGCGACAGCCGUCUCAUCCUCUCCAAUAUGGUGUCCAUCUCCUCUGAGCCGUUCGGACACUUGGUGGAUGAUGAGGAACUCAGUGAGGGGGAGGAUAACCACCAGGAGGAGAAGAGUAAGGAGCCUCUGAAAGACAAUGUGGUGUCAACGUACGAGGAGCAUGAGGACAGCGUGUACGCAGCAGAGUGGUCAUCAGCUGACCCCUGGCUGUUUGCAUCACUCAGCUAUGAUGGACGCCUGGUCAUCAACAGGGUUCCCCGAGCUCUUAAAUACAGCAUCCUCCUGUGAGACAGAGGGGAGCCAGUGGAAUGACAGUGUUUAAAUAUUUGUCUAGUGUAAAUAUCUAAGUAUGGGUGUUCUAGUCACUGUAAAGAUGGAAGUGUAAUGCAUAUUAGCAUUAAAGUGAAAUAUCUGAAUCAAAGUGGAAA
This is a messenger RNA of Cyprinodon tularosa, 1436 nucleotides long. RefSeq names its product EARP complex and GARP complex interacting protein 1 (gene eipr1). Gene Ontology annotation, biological process: protein ubiquitination. Bases 133 to 1296 code for a protein of 387 amino acids. Gene Ontology annotation, molecular function: protein binding. The record is from RefSeq and is a predicted model, not a curated record. Lineage: Eukaryota; Metazoa; Chordata; Actinopteri; Cyprinodontiformes; Cyprinodontidae. The transcript has 9 exons.